UGUCCCCUGCAUUGGCAGGUGGAUUCUUAACCACUGGGCCAUCAGGGAAGCCCUUAAAUUUUUUUGAAAGAGAAUAAUGUUUGGUGGCUCUGGGAGGAAGCUCUGGAUCUGUUUGAUGUUAGGAUGCACUACAAAGCUCUAACGGUUACAGGAGUUCAGGACUGCCAUGGGAGUAGAACUGGAUUCAGUAGAACAAAAGAAGUUCAAAAACAGUUUCAAGUGCAUAUAGGACUAUUUUAAUAAAGGGAAAAAUGAGUCUGAGGACAGUAAGCUUCGCUUUGAAACUUACCAGUUGAUAUGGCAGCAGAUGAAAUCUGAAACUGAGCGACUACAAGAGGAAUUAAAUAAAAACCUGUUUGACAGUCUAAUUGAAUUUCUUCAGAAGUCUCAUUCUGGGUUCCAGAAGAAUUCAAGAGACUGGGGCUGUCAAAUAAAAUUCAGAGAAAUUCCAACUGCUGCUCUUGUUCUAGGUGUGAAUGUAACAGAUCAUGAUUUAACAUUCAGAAGUCUAACAGAAGUCCUUCAGAAUAAUGUUACUCCAUAUGUAGUUUCAUUGCAAGCUAAAGAUUGCCCAGAUAUGAAACAUUUUUUGCAAAAGCUGGCCUCACAGUUGAUGGACUGCAAUGUAGAUGUGCAAUCCAAAGAGAAAGAAAGUGUUCAGGUCACCCAGAAAAAGAUACAUUAUUCAAUGGAUUCUCUUUCCACUUGGUAUAUGAGUGUCACACAGAAGACUGACGUAAAAAUGCCAAGAAAAAAGAGGACUCCUCCUAGCCAAUGGCAGUCUCCUCCUGUUGUGCUUAUCUUAAAGGAUAUGGAAAGCUUCACCACAAAAGUACUCCAAGACUUUAUAAUUAUCAGCAGUCAGCAUCUACAUGAAUUUCCACUAAUACUCAUUUUUGGGAUCGCCACGUCUCCUGUUGUCGUCCAUCGGAUGCUUCCUCAUGCAGUAUCAUCUCUAUUGUGUAUAGAACUAUUCCAGUCUUUGUCUUGCAAGGAGCACCUGACUACAGUACUUGAUAAGCUACUUCUUACAACUCAAUUUCCAUUUAAACUAAGUGAAAAAGUGUUGCAGGUUCUGACCAACAUCUUUUUGUAUCAUGAUUUCUCAAUCCAAAACUUUAUAAAAGGACUUCAGCUUUCUCUAUUAGAACAUUUCUAUUCCCAGCCCCUCAGUGUUCUGUGCUGUAAUCUCCCAGAAGCCAAGAGAAGAAUAAAUUUUUUAUCAGAUAAUCAAUGUGAAAACAUCCGACGUCUUCCAUCGUUUAGGAGGUACGUGGAAAAGCAAGCUUCAGAAAAGCAAGUUGCACUGUUGACCAAUGAGAGAUUUUUGAAGGAGGAAACACAGUCAUUACUAGAAAACCUGCAUGUUUACCAUACAAAUUACUUCCUGGUUUUGAGAUGUCUUCAUCAGUUCACCUCUUCUCUUCCCAAGUACCCACUGGGUCGACAGAUCAGAGAGCUGUACUGCACGUGUUUAGAAAAGAACAUACGGGAUUCAGAGGAGUAUGCAUCGGCUUUGCAGCUGCUGAGGAUGUUGGCAAAGGAUGAACUGAUGGCCAUGCUUCAGAAAUGUUUCAAGGUUUUUAAGUCCUCUUCUGAAAAGCAGCUUGGCAACACAGCAAAGAGAAUAGAGGAGUUCCUGGCCCAGUUUCAGAGCCUCGAUGCAGAAGCCAAAGAAGAAGAAGAUACUUCUGAGUCACAGUCAAAGGGACUUCAGAAGACAGACCUCUAUCAUCUUCAGAAGUCAUUAUUGGAAAUGAAGGAGUUAAGAAGAGCAAGUAAGAGGCAGACCAAGUUUGAAGUCCUCAGAGAACAGCUUGUGAGCUUCAUCGACAGUCUGGCGCGAGAAUACCUCCUGCUUCCAGAGACACAGCCUCUGCAUGAGGUGCUGUACUUCAGUGCUGCCCACACCCUUCGCCAGCACCUGAACGCUGCCCCGCGGAUCGCCCUCCAUACCGCACUCAACAACCCAUAUUAUUACCUCAAGAAUGAAGCACUGAGAAGUGAAGAAGGUUGUAUUCCAAAUGUCGCCCCAGACAUCUGCAUAGCAUAUAAACUGCACCUGGAGUGCAGCAGGCUAAUCAACCUUGUGGACUGGUCGGAGGCCUUUGCAACAGUUGUGACAGCUGCUGAAAAAAUGGAUGCAAAUUCUGUAACCUCAGAAGAAAGGAAUGAAAUUAUCCAUGCUCGGUUUAUUAGAGCUGUUUCUGAACUAGAACUUUUAGGAUUUAUAAAACCUACCAAACAGAAGACUGACCAUGUGGCAAGGCUAACAUGGGGAGGCUGCUAGAAAGCAAAUGAGUGAAGCCAGAAAGACAGCAUUUAGCUUAAGAGUAAAAGGAGACCAAUCAUAUUUACACACCGGUAGAGGAAGAUUGCUUGGGAAGAAGCAUAAUGUGUAAUCCCUGUGUGAUGUUUAAACAGAAAAGUAGACUGUUAAUCCCUAUCAGGAAUGUAUCAAAGCACCUUUGGAGUACUUUAGAAUCCAACAAAUAACAUGCUAACAUUGCAAGUAGAACCUCUCUCAGAGUAUCACUGCAAUUUUCAUUCAUUAAGAAAUUAUGAAUAAAUUGUUCUUGAACAUACAUAAUGUAUAAAUGUAAUAAAUUCCUUUGUCUAGGGGUUUCUAUUAA
Aethalodelphis obliquidens (Pacific white-sided dolphin) is the source of this 2633-nucleotide messenger RNA. RefSeq names its product origin recognition complex subunit 3 (gene ORC3). Gene Ontology annotation, biological process: DNA replication; DNA replication initiation. Bases 308 to 2290 code for a protein of 660 amino acids. Gene Ontology annotation, molecular function: DNA replication origin binding. Lineage: Eukaryota; Metazoa; Chordata; Mammalia; Artiodactyla; Delphinidae. The record is from RefSeq and is a predicted model, not a curated record. Gene Ontology annotation, cellular component: DNA replication preinitiation complex; nuclear pre-replicative complex; nuclear origin of replication recognition complex. The transcript is spliced from 19 exons.